Molecule: messenger RNA, 558 nt
Organism: Mya arenaria
Lineage: Eukaryota; Metazoa; Mollusca; Bivalvia; Myida; Myidae
Product: perlucin-like
Exons: 5
Coding region: 1-558 (185 amino acids)
Source: RefSeq, a predicted model, not a curated record
AUGGCACUACAAGUAUUCAUCUCUGAAAGAGAGGGAUUGGAGAAUAUCGGCUUCAAGGUUCUCAUAGGUCUGCAGUUUAUUGCAUUACAGUUGAUCAGUCAAGGUGCAAAAUGCCCAAUAGACUUCAUGCAGUUUGGGGACUCCUGCUAUCACAUUUUCGCCACGCCCAAACUGACAUGGUGGGAUGCAAUGUCAUUCUGUGGCAUGUACGGAUUUGGCGAAGGGACGCUUGCAACUGUAGAAUCAGCGGAGGAACAGUUGUUUCUGGAACGCGAGUUGAAAAGCAAAUACCCACCUGGUAGCGGACAGGAGGACUUCUGGCUAGGGGCCUACGAUCUCGUCCACGAGGGAAGUUGGGUAUGGGUGAAAAAAAAUGAGUACGUACAAGGCGGUUACGAGCACUGGGGCCAAGGACAGCCAAGCGGGGGGACGGGGGAAAGUUGCCUUGGGCUGUAUGAUGGUUUGAACUACAUGUGGAACGAUGCACCCUGUGGGAGACCGGAGGGGUUCAUAUGUGAAGUGCCAUUCGAAGGACGGUCAUCAGAAAUCAUUGGAUAG